CUGCCAGCUAUUACUUUUCUACUUGAGACAAACCAACGCAACUUUACACGCAGCAAUUGCGAGGCCUCACGUGACAAGAUUAUUGACAAGCUCGCUGUUGUUAGUUGCGCUGCGUUUCUUUUUGCUCUUGCGCAUAUUUUUAGGUGCAGCGUGUUAUCAAUGGCUUUAGGAAUAGAUCCCAAAUGGGAGUUGCAAUUGAAGCCUCACCUACUACCGGUUGCCGAGCAGUUGAGGCCUAGCCGACAUCAACUUCCAACCAGACUGUAUAGCAAAUCCCUCAUUAAACGAGACGAAGAGCAGAAGUUCCAAAACUCAACCAAGACAGAGACAGAUUUGGCCUUGGAAAUUCUAACAGUUUUGCGCCAUCAAUGUGUCGGAUCAUUUGACCAGUUUUGCGACGUACUUCUAGAAGUUGGAGACGAAAGUCUAUGUGAUGUGGAGAAACUUCUUCGUCCUGGUCGCACUGAGAGUCGAUGUAAGCUUUAUCAAAGAAAAGCUGCAAUAUCGUCAUUGAGAUCAACGACAGAUAGUACAGAGAAACCACAACAGUGUACUAAACAUCAGCAAUCAGGUAAGUAUCCAAAUUUUGUAUUUAAUACGUCAAUCUAGAGAUUAUAUCUAUAUUUUAGAUAUUAUAAGGUAUUGGAAAAAUCUAACCUACUAAUUGUACCCAUUAGUUUUAUGCUUUAUAAUGUCAUUGUGCUCACUACUUGCUAAUUCAUUAUCGCUUUAGAAGUAGAUUUAUUAAUUAAUUGUCAAUUCAUAUACAGUAAUUUAUAGUAACCGUACGUGCUUUAAAGGAGAAAAGCAUAACUGCAUUGUUUAAUUGUGUUAUUACUAGUUAUUUUAUGGGCACGUUGAGGAUAGUGUUGCUAUUACAAAGAGGGAGUGGCAGCUAAAAACGAGAUAAUUACCGAAGGUUACGUGUCGGAACGAGUGGUCGAGAUAGAUUUUGGAACCAUGUGUAUAGGAGGACAGAUCUAUAUUCGAGCUGUUUAUGUAGGCUAUAUAUAGUCUAGGCUGGUAUUGCGUCGUAUCGUCUACGAAACGUGGCAAAAGUAGAAGUAACCACACUACACGAGAGGAUGUACUAUUGGAGUCCUCUUGAGAUAUCGUACUACUCGAGUACAAUUUACAAAGCUCUGUAUCGAAAGUAUGCGUACUCUGGGUAGUAUGGCUUUCCGACUGCCUUAGGGACCGAAAGGAGCGUCGAAUCUUUUCAUGUCGAAAGCAAACAGUGCAUAGCGUUUGUUGCAUCGGUCCGACUAGCUCGUUGGUUUUUGCGAGUUACUCGUAGGUAGCGGACUUGAGUGCGAAGCGCUUGGUCUUGGUCAUGUAUUGUGUCGUCGUCUGUUGUAGCCUGGAGGUAAGC
Messenger RNA from Corticium candelabrum, 1372 nucleotides. RefSeq lists its product as uncharacterized. Lineage: Eukaryota; Metazoa; Porifera; Homoscleromorpha; Homosclerophorida; Plakinidae. The coding region runs from base 160 to 609 and encodes 149 amino acids. The record is from RefSeq and is a predicted model, not a curated record. The transcript has 2 exons.